AUGCAAGUGACUUGUCUCAAUUCGCCUCUCUGCGACGCUUGUUCUACGAUCCCACGAAAAUCACGUGCCGCAAUGUCUGAUCAUCCUUCGCCCUCCGCUGCUGGUGCUGAGACCAAGCAGUCCGGCCAGAUACACUUCAAGUUCUGUCGCGAAUGCUCCAACCUUCUUUAUCCGAAAGAAGACCGCGUCAACAAUCAGUUGAUGUACACGUGCCGUACCUGUCAUGUCAGCGAGCCAGCUUCUUCCCACUGUGUCUAUCAAAACAAUCUGCACAGUCAGGUCGGCGAUACUGCUGGUGUCACCCAGGAUGUCACGUCUGACCCCACGGUUCGUCCUCCUGGUUUUUGUCUCCUAUGCGGUGACAUUAUCACUUGUGUUUUUUGCGUUCCCCUCGAAGAGGAUGAUCUUGAGCCUGUGCUGCCUGCGAGUGCUUGCCUGGAUUCUUCGGAGGUUGAGUCCAAGGCCUCUGCCUCCGAACUCUCCACUGCCACCUCUGACUGCGGCGAAACCGAAGCCGUCUUUUUCCAAUCACAGCAACGAUCUGCCGAAACCGGCAUGAAACUUUACUACGUCUGCUGUGCAUGCGGCCAUGUCUACAUGUGA
Penicillium paradoxum is the source of this 603-nucleotide messenger RNA. RefSeq names its product DNA-directed RNA polymerase II core subunit RPB9. Gene Ontology annotation, cellular component: RNA polymerase II, core complex. Gene Ontology annotation, molecular function: zinc ion binding; nucleic acid binding; DNA-directed RNA polymerase activity. The record is from RefSeq and is a predicted model, not a curated record. The coding region runs from base 1 to 603 and encodes 200 amino acids. Lineage: Eukaryota; Fungi; Ascomycota; Eurotiomycetes; Eurotiales; Aspergillaceae. Gene Ontology annotation, biological process: maintenance of transcriptional fidelity during transcription elongation by RNA polymerase II; transcription initiation at RNA polymerase II promoter; DNA-templated transcription. The transcript has 5 exons.